GCGCAAGUUACGGCGCAAGUGUCAGUUUAUUGUCGAAAAUCAGAAUGAUUAAAUGUGUAUCUGUGUUAUUCCGCGACAGGUAUCAAUUUCUCCGCUGCGUAGUGUUUUCAUAAUCAUUCAUUUACUGCUUGAAACCGCGCUACUGGUAACUUCGUUUAAUUAAUAUCAUUGCUUCAUUGCGAGGGAAACUUUGAAGCAUUAGAGGGAUAUCACGAAAUACAAAAGAACACUGCGAUGUUCGACGAUGAAUCCGAAAACUUUUCAUGCAGAUUUGAAAUGUACAAAGGAAGAGAGAGGCAGAGCGGAAGGGAUAGGUUAACCCUCGUACGAUCCCCGAUUUGGUGGUUCGCUUCGACUUUUGGAAUAGUAGCUGAUUGCCGACUAUCGACGAGCGUGUGUCGCCCGUAUGCAACGUAUUGCGAACCGAAAAGCUGACGGCGGAUCCUCCAAAGGCUGGUUCGUUUCGCUUUGUUGCGGUAAAGGCUUGACAAAUAGGGAAUCUAGGCUUGGAGGCUAUCGAGUGCCGUAAUUACUCGACGCAACGCGUACUCGCCUAUGCGUAGAGACGAUAAGAAAGGUGAUACGAAGCAACAAAAACGAGGAAACGAUUUCUCGUCUUUGCAAUUCUUUGGACGAAGCGUAAAUUCAAUUCGAGAAGGAACACGUAUGAAAACAGCGUUAACGAGUUCGACGAAACGUACCGCGUUGUUCUUGUCUCGCUUGACCGCCUCUGUUCGUAUACGGAACUUUUGAAAUGGCGAAACGAGCGGACCUCGCCGCGCGGCGCAUAGAGUUUCAUCUCGGGAGAUUACACGAAUCGUGAUCAAAGUAAACCGAUGAAGAAACGAAGCUUGCUAACGACGAGAGGAUCAGGGCGAGGAAAAGUGAAGCGAACGGAUAGGGGAAGAAAAUAGAAGAAUGAGAGAGAAACGGCCGAGAUGGGUGGCAAUGGGAGAAGGAGAAAGGAGACGAGAGGAAGGGUGAAACGAUCCGCGGCGGCGGCGGCGGCGGCGACGGCAGCAGCAGUAUUCCGGUUUUUUGAUAUCGGCUGGUUUUCGCGGUGGUAGCAGUAUCGAGCUAACAAUUAAUUAUUGGCGGCGCUUCAGAGGGCUGCCGGCAGCCGUAGUUAAACAUUACGCGUUCCAUAUCUUACUGUGCUAUCUAAUCCCCACGGGGGCUCGAGCGCUACUGCAGUAAUCUCGUUUAAUUGCCGGCUGUAGACGCGAGAGUCCCGUUCAAUUAGUUUUUCAAAUAAACAUUAGUUUCCUUAACACGCGGUGCCAUAACGUGGCGGAGGAUGAGGGCAAGGACGAGGACGAGAACGAGAACGAGAACGAGGGCGAGGAUGAGGCUCUGCGGAGAGAGCAGAGAAACAGCCCGAUAGCGGAAAGAAGAUAGGAACGGUCAAAUCGGUGGAGAAAGAGAGAACUGGUUGGUGAAAGGGACAGAAGAGAAGGAGAAGGAGGAGGUGGCAGCGAUGGUAGUGGCAGUAGGGAACAAAGCGAGAAAGUAAGAGGGGCAAAUCGAAGGUGGGAAAAGAGAAAGAGGCAAGCGCGGGGGGCUUUGGGAGGAAGAGGAGGAUAGCGUGGUACACUCGGAAGGCAGGUCGGUAGAGGUGACGGGUCUAUGGAACAGAAGGGUGACGGUGGAGGAGGCGGUGGUAGCGGACGUAGUGGAGGUUGGCGGAGACGGUUAGAGGGAGGAGAAAUACCAGUGGAAGAGAAGGGUGGUGUCGCGGCCGCGGGGUAAGUAAUUAACGACACAUUUAUACGAUAUCGCCCACGGGUGCGGCGUAGCGCGGUGUAGCGCGGCGUGGCGCGGCACGGUGCAGCGCGGAACGGUGAAGAGACACAAACGUGGUGGUGAGAAGGACGAAGCGGGGAGCAGAAGCGAACCAAGCUAGAAUCUCGUUCGUAGGAAAUGCUUCGCUAAUAGGAAGCUAUGCGUUCGUCGAUAGAUAUCUAACGUAGACCGACCAACCGAUCGAUUGACCGACCGACCGACCGAUCCCCUCAACAUCUGACCGUCUGGCCUUACGACUAUCCUGAUUCGUAAAUGCGACUAUCGUUUCGACGAUCACGACCAUUCAAACGAUGGAAGAUGCGGUUUUAGCGCUUGCGAUCGAAUAUAACGAUCGCCUUUGUUCGUCAAACUCCUCGUAUCCUUCUGAUGCAACGAUCGAUCGUUCGAUUCUAUUUUUGUCGAAUAUCUUCGUCGAUUAUUGCUUUGCAUUAUUGUUAUUGGUAUCUGUCGUUAGCACAGCCCUAGCUGUAUCCGACGUGGCCGAUACGGGAACCGGCUAGAAAUCGAGAAAGAUCGACAAAUCAUGGAACAAAGCGGAAUACGAGUUGGCAAACAAGCGAAAGGGGAUCGACGCGACUUUUGCCUUUGCGCGAAACGUACUCGUUGCUCGCGCGGCUGGUUAUGGUGAUGCGGAUUAUUCACUAAUAUGAUUUACGACGUAUUACCCCGACGUGCUAGCGCGCGCGACUCACAAUGCGCACAUAAUGUGAGGCAUAAUUUAUUAAUUUUACUAAUGGCUCCUGCCCAUUAUUAUUGAUUUCGGACCGCGCCUCGUUCGGACGGGCGCUGAUUUAUCCCGGUCGUUAUCGGCCCCAUGUUAAAUCGUCCGCGAACCAGGAGCCGCGAGAAUACAAUUCGACGACUCGUGUACUUUUCCUUUCCCAUUGCGCGCCUGUUCUAUAGCUGUCGAUAUAGCUAUCGAUGCGAGUGGAUAUCGGUAGUGCAAGCCGUCCAGUCUCCUCCCGUAUUCGUUCGCAGGCUCGCGGCCUGUAAGAGAAAAAAGGAAAACUCUUUCAUUUCGUAUGUUUCGAGUCCAGCAUGCCACAGAUAGAAAUCGUAAAGAUAAAAAUUGCUCGAUCAAAUCGUUGUACGAAAUACUUGCUACUCGAGUGUCUCGACUUUACCCAAUCCAAUUCCAAACCUUUGCUACUGUGAACAUUAUUUAGCUGUUAGGCCAUUCUGAAAAUUUAUCCCAUUCGUGCUCGGCAUACCUUAAACGUCGAAGAUAAAAAUGCAAAGAGAUAAAAAGCUUUCUGAAAAUUCCAUCAAUUUGGUGUAUUUAAUAAUUAUUCUUCCUUUUCUUUUCUCUUUUCGAUUAUUGCUUAAUCGGUUAAUUUUGCAGAUUCGAAAGUUUGCGAGGGAUUGUCCGAAAGGAAGAUACGGGUAAAGGGUGAUCGACGAAGGAAAAUACACGAGGGAAGUGCAUCGAGAACGAUCCAGACACCACGUUGCGCGAAUGGCCGCGCCGACACGAUAUUAAAACAUUAAAAUAACGUACGACCGUGCAAAAACGAAAGGCUACGGUUGACGCGAUCCUUUCAUCGCAAUUCCGACCGUCCGGUACUCUAUUCAAACACGAUCAUUCGUUUCGUUAUUACGCGGCAUUUUUCACCGAUGGACAAGCGCGUAUGGCUUACGCAUCGCGCAUUCGUCAUUCGUCCCGACGAUCCCGCGAAUUUAUCAAUUUAUCAAUUUUUAAAUGUUACACGUUUCCCGUUAAUGGACUAGGACACUGCUGACAUGACGAAGCGUAACAGAUCGAGACGCGAGGAGCAAGACAUCGAGGAAGGAGCGAGAAGAAAAGGGGACCGGAUCAACACCGUAUCUUCUCGACGUUCCGCAGCUACUGCUGCCAUCUGGAACCACGAAUGUUCGAACAAGUUGCGGACACGGCAGAUCGCAGCGCGUGGACCUCGUCGAAGAGAAACAAAAUGAAGGAAAAGGAGAAAGUUUCCUUCUUGGUACAGGGGGAGAGGAUGAACUCGAUAUCAGUUGUUUCUCCAUCGUCUUCUCUCGGCCACCGCGUUUGGACGUAUGCGUCAGUCUUCUCUUUUGGAAACGUUACUGGCCGAGACAAAGACGUAAACAAAAAAUUAAAUACAGUAGAAUCUCAGUUAUCCGAUCCAGUCGAGAGACAAGAGCGUCCAGAUGAGGGGAUUUUCGGAUGAUAGAACAGUUACUUUUCCGAUGUUUAUCUUCGUGUAUUUAUUUCAAAAAAGAACUUAACUAUUCGUAAUAGCGAUACAAAUAACGUAAGCAGAUACGAUUCGAUCGAAGAUUUAUGAAUCUCAAGACCUUUUAGCCUGGUAAAUCAGAAAUCUUGUUUAGCGGAUUCAAUUUGGCAAAGUUACAUUCAUUUUGUGCCUCCUCCCGUCUUAACUUUACUUCUAACGCCUCAAAUGCUCUUAGUGUCAUGGUCAAUCGAGUAAAUCCGUCACAUUGAAACCAUUCUAUCUCGUCGCAGCGCUAUCACAACCAUCGAAUCCCGGUAUUGAAUCAGUGCAGGAAGAGUUUCUUCUACAUCUGUCGUAAUAUUAUCGUCCACUUUUUCCCGUAUGGUUUCAUCGAUGUAAUUCACUGGUUUACUUCAUGCUCUUUUCCGUGUCACACAUUUAACGCCCAACCAAGCAUAUGUCACCAUGUAACAGCAAUGCGUUAAAUUUAAUUGCUCGUGAAGUUGUCGUAUCACCUUUUCGCUAGUAGCGUCGUUGAUCGUUAACAAAAAUUCUCGUGGAAGAUUGAACAUUUUAUACGCGAAACGUGUUCGCAUAAUGGAACGUUGGGAUGACACAAUGUUUGAAUGAUAGAGAAUUCGAAUAACAGAAUUCGGAUAAUCGAUGUUCCAGCGUACUCUGUAAAAGCCAUUUCGAAUAAUUUGUUGCCGAAAAGGACGAAAAGAUGUUUAAGAGAAGACCGGUGAAGUUAUAGAUAUCAGAAAGCCUGAUUUUAGUUAAAUUCUUCUUAAUUUUCGUACAACCUAAUAGUAUCGCGCGACAGUAAUAAACGAGAGGAGCAUUCCCUUCGUCGUUGUGUCGUCUCAUGGGAAUUCUUCCUAGCUGUGCAGCGUACUUUGGCCAGGAACACGCAUCGUGACUAAAACGUAGUUAAAAUAAGCUGAUUAAGAAAAAAACAACCACGAUGUCACGCUUUCGUAGAAAAGGACAGGUCGUUUUUACGGUUGUCGUAUCUUUCAGUUUCACGAACUCCAGUUGGAGCCGCGAUACGGUCUAACGAGCUGUUCGAAAGCAAACAGUAGGCGAUCUACCGAGAUAGCGUGUUGUAUAGAUCAGAUACACGGUAACGAAGGAAUUAUAUUACUCUUAGCCGAUGAACCUUUGAUGAUUCCGUUUGAAGUCGACGUUUCCAGGCACCGGAAGCAAAGCAGCAAGAGUGGAGGCAGAAGCAAAAGCAGAAGCGGCAGAAGCUGAAGCGUUAGCAAGCACGAGGUACGGCGCACAACGCGUUAGGAGCACUGUCACCCUCGACUUGGCCGGCAGAGAGAAGGGUCUAGAUGGUGAGUUUGGCCGACGGUGCGGGUUUAGUAACAACGGUGGCGACGACGACGAGGAAGACGACAGCGACGACGACGACGACGACGAUGUCGGUGGGGUGUAGCAGGUCGAGAAGUCAAUGAGCAGUGGCACGAUCGGAGGAUCUGGACGCGAAGAAGAGCGGAAAGAUCGUGGAUGGUGGUGGAAAGGCUGAAGCCGAUGCAGUGACGGUAGUAGCAACGAUGGCGGUAUAUCGGUUGGCGGGACGGUGUUACCAUCGGAGGGAUUUUAGUGUCUCGGGGAGUAAUAACGUCUCGGGGUGUAGAUUAUACGGUGUCCGGCCAGGAACGGGCGAGUGCCCAGUUGGGUCCUCCGAUGAUGCAAGGUCCCCCGGUGCCACCCCCGUCCGGACAUAUAUUAGCAUUCUAACCAACCAUUAUUAUAUGCCUGGUGAGCCGCGUUGGGCCGAGAGUACCACCAACGCCCAUGUUGCGUACUUGGACCAAGUUUACCAACAAUUCACCGGGGCUCGCGCUCUAUAAUGGCCCCACGGCUGCUUAAUUUAUCGCGGUCGUAAUUAAUAGCUUUGUAAUUUUCAUACAGGCGUACACGGGCCGCGUCGCGGAAUUUAUGGAUACGUUUUCGCUCGCGAUUAUCGAUUCCGUGCGGUGCUCGACGAUAGUCGCGCCGCGCGCUAAUCUCCGAUGUAUUCUUCCGUAACGCGACGUGAUAUUUCUGCGCGCCGCUUCUCCGUCCAGUCGGCCGACUUCGCGUUUGCGCUUGCUGUUCCGGUGCCGGUUUCGUUCAACGGCUUCGCGUUCGCGCUCUUCGUGUCUGCCGAUUGGCCGAAUUUUUUUACCUCGCUCGUUGUUUCGCUGGAGCUGCGUCGAAUCGCAUGCUCGUCAAACGUUUACGCGUCAUCAUUUGCCGCACGAGCGGACGAUAUCAAUUAUUAAAUAUCCCUUUCGUCUUGUAAGUAGUUCCUUCUUUACGACGCUUAAAUAUAAAAUAAGUAGACGGGUGCAACGGUAAGGUGCUCGCCACGAUACCUGGCUGACUUGUGGCUCCAUUAGCGCCCCCGGCUGCUAACGUAUAGCAUAAUAAGAGUUUAUGUGUCAGGUUGAUGCGCCAGAAGUCUACCAGACAAACUCCGCCCGCGCGGCAUAGAAACCGUUAUAUUUUCAUUAGACCGCCGAGCCCGUAACGAAGGGUACCUUCGAUGAACUCGAAAGAAUAGCCAACCGCUUCUAAGUCUUCCAGCAAGAUUAACCAGCUACGUUUCAGCCUCUUCUCUUUUUUCUCGUUGGACGUCGCAGAAGAGAAGGUGCGAUACGAACUCUCGCGUGUACUUGUAUGUUCGUAUAGAAGAAAUCGAAGAUUCGUUCGUGUGGCAGAACCAGAAAGCUCGACGAGAACCGAAAGGCUGUAAACGCGUAGGGUGUGGGCGUUGUACGAGAGACAGAAGGAAGGAGGAGAAGAGAUAGAGAAAGAAGGGAACAAGGACAAGGGAUAGUAAGUGUAACGCGGCAUACUCGUCCAUACGCAGUCGAGCGGGCGAAGCAUUAUGCAAUCUUGGGGUAAACUUGGCACUUAAAGGGGACGGGGAGUUAAUGCAAGGUUGUCAGGCGAGGCAAAGUGUGUGGCGAGGCGAGGCGAGGCGAGGCGAGGCAAGGCAAGCAGAAAGACGAUGGCAGGAUGCGAUGGGCGGUGGACUACGGUUCGAACUCCCUUGGUCGGGUGGUGGCGGGUGGGUGGCUAGUUCGGGCUUGUAAACGUCCAGAUGGCCGGUACGAGGGCGAGUUCACAGCCCUCCUUCCGCGAUCCCUGCAUUUCCCUCCUCGUUCGACUGCUUUAGGUUCGGAGGUACGCGAACGCGCCACGAUAGCCCCUUCACUAUAGACACCAUAGUUGCGGCUGGUUGGCCGUCACCUCUGCGUCGACGCUCCCUUGUCUCUUCGACUGAUUCAAUUUGCCUGCCGCGUGGCUGUUUAAUUACUGGCCGGAGAGUGGACCAUGGUCGCGAGCAGGAGGGAACAUCGGUGGAAAGGAGACGAGUGCGCUCGCGCGCGAAACAGUAUUCCGAGCGAACGAGCGAGCGAGCGAGCGAGCUCGGUGUGGAAACGAGAGCGAGCAAGAGGCGUAGAAACGCGAGGCGAACGCCACAGCACCGAAGAAGAGAGACGGCAAGACGGAGAAGCGGAAUAUCCGCUCGAAACCGACACACCAUCGGCAUCCCCGUUUAUCGUUGUGUUGGUGCCGGCGGUUCCGUUGCCACUAAGACACUAACGGAAUAACGGCGCUCGCCGGUGGAGAUUGUUGUUGAUGCUAAAGUAACGGGCAGCCCUGAGGGGUCGCCGCAACAGAGCACACGGGGAGAAAGAGCCGGAUACACGACGAGAAAGCUGACCAGUGGGGGAUCGAGAAGAGGCUGGGUCAACCCUGCGACGUGUCUUGCAAACCGAACAACUGUCCUGCACCCUUUCACCCUUUCGGCUCUCGCGCCACUCUUGCACCACUUUUCCCACCUUUCUCCGGCAUUCCUAUAUCUCGCCCUCCUACCUUCUUCUUCCUAUCCUUGUGCCCGAUACUACUCCCUUUACCAAGUACGUACGUGCACGUACACACACGCACACGACCUCCGAUCAUCCCUGCCGCCCUCAGUUUGCAUUCGUAUUCGUAUUCGUAUUCGUAUUCGCAUUCGCAUUCGCAUCCACGCUCUCUUCUUUCGUGUUCCUCCAGUCGACGAUGUCCACCGGCUUUACGCUCGGUUUGGAAUACGAUUUUACUGCUAUCCGAUAAAGAAACGGUCGUGGAUUCGCUGGAACGUCGUGAUCGGUUCGCCAUAGGAGUAGAUCGAACGGACGAGCAAGACUCGUCUUUUACGGUUACGUGUCUCUGCACGUUUUCUCUUUGCUUUUUACACGAGCUGUCGUUUCUUCUUCUUGUUUACUCCUUUCAUUUCGACUCGAAAGGAUGAAAAGUAGAUGUUAGGGAAAUGAUAAGGUGGAAUUCACCUCGCGAAUCGGAGGGCGAUUAAGGGUGCGCGACCGAGGCAGGUGUAUCGGCCAAAACGAAAAAUUCUCGUUGCUCUAGGUGGCUCGUUGGUUGUCGCGUGGUACGACGCGGAGAAUACGGUUGCGGUUGCAUCGUCGACACGUAUACGAACACCGGGUUUAUAAGGUAGUGCGCGCACGUGUAGCCGCCGGUGAUGACGAAGGUGCGGUAGUGUUGGUUGUUUGCAAGGGGGAGCUGCUUCGUUCGCUGCUCGACACUCGACUCUCGACGCUCGGCAAUAAAGUGUGCCUCGACGAGCAAGCUCACGUGUUCGCGUUUAGCAUUUAUCGAAACUCCGUGCGCGGGAGAUCGUAACUCGAAAGUGCAGGCCUGCCUGCGUGUCAUGCAGAUAGGUUUAAAAGCAGAACGUGCCGUAUUUACAAAUGCGAGUUUCGCUUUCUUCCUCUUCAUCCCCUUCAUUCGCGUGGCUCUCCUCGUCGCACUCGAACGGUAACAGGAAAGAUACGAGCGAGAAGGAAUCGAGUCGGCUUUCGCGGCGAUACCGUUGUUCGCCAAUUCGGCAAGAUUGCUUUUUCCACGACGGCUCUUCUCUCGUUUCACACACGUAAAAUGCGAACGAUCGUUCGCACGAACGAAAGAAACCGCGCGAGACUCGUGGCUCGUAUGUACCGCCACGUUCCACGACGAAGGGUGGGUCAGUGUUGGUUUGCAGAUCGGAUACAUCGAUCCCGCCGGUGCACGGUAGGUCAGAGUCGAAAUUUCGUAGCUCAGCUUCUCGAAUGGCCACGAUAGUUAAAAAUUCGCUAAUAAAUUUCAGUAUGUCGAAGAUAAACAAAGAGGGAAGAAAAGUAACUAUUCUAGCCUGUUAUUUGCAGUAAUUUAUAACAAAAAAAAAAAAAAAAAAAAAAGACAGUAACUCGCUAUAAAAAGAUUACAAGUUAGAAUUACGUUGUCAGUCUUAAUAAAGUUUCGUUCAUUCGAGUAACAAGUUUGGUAAUGGAACGUGGAAUCCACGAGUGAACUUUAAAGAAUAUACAGUUCCUACAAAAGGUGUGUACGCACGAUUGUAUUAUAUUAUGACGUUGGCAUACUAAUCGAUUAAUUUCAAGUACGUUGAAUUUCGUCGAUAUCGUCAUGGUAGUAGGUACUUUGGCGUAAGCGGAAAAAUUUCGUACCGCCGAAAAUAUGUCGUUCGGCAUCUGGUACGAUAAACCGUGAUAGAUAAUAAUCGAAGAUUUUACUUUCGUUUGGUCGCAACGUUUCCCGCGAUUUCCUAGGGAGGGAAGUUUCCAACUUGUCACCCCUGACCUGUUCAUUCUUUUGUUUUAGGAGCUGGAUGUCGUUAGUAGUCGGAGGAGCAGGAGAAUGGGGAAGACGGCGCGCGGAGAACGGCAAAUAAGAAAGAAGAAAGAAAGGGAAUAAAGACAGAGGAGGAAGACCGCAAGAGCGGCCUCUCGUCUACGUCAGCGAGAGUUCUGGCUGCCUUAAUGGAGACACGUUCACGCGAGCUGCCUCUUACGGCGGCAAAGCCGAUUUAUCUGCGCCCACGAUCCCUUCUCCCUUCACCCUUCUCGGUUCACAGUUCUCCUCUCGGUUGCCUCUCGGUUGCCUCUCGGCCCUCCGCACGCUGCUCUUCCUCCAGCAUCUUUCUUCGUUCGGCCCUCGCGCAUUUGUUAUUCCCUUCUCGCUUGGACGCGUUCCGGCGGCCCUCCAACCCGUUUACAAAGAGGAUCGUGUCUUACACGGGGAUAUUUCACUUUCCCCUGUUCUGCGGGGCGGAGAAGUCGAAGAGUCGCCGGUACGCGCGCGUUCCGUGAGCAACAGAGGGUUGACGAGAGAAGGGUGAGACGCGCGUGAACAGCAACUCGGGGAAAAACUGGAAAAAAGUAUCCAGGAACCUCCGCAGUGCCGGAAGUGACGCGUUCCCAGCUUCUUAUCGCGAUCGGUACGCGCUAGCGGCUCUGGCGCAGCGUACACUCGCGACGAUUAAUUUUUGGUCUGGAGAUUGGGUCGCCGGGAAGAGGAAGACGAGGGAUGCGGGGGAGGGGGUGGGACACGAGAGAAAAAAAGUGAGAUAUCUCGCGGCUCGAAGAGUGGCCGAGGCUGGAGCGUAAAGAAGGUUCCGGCUCCAGAUAAGACCGAACGAUAUAUCGAAUCGAAAUCGGAUCGUAGAUCACGAGGGAUUCUCCAUCGGGCUAGGACGAGGGUGGUGGACGACAUCGGCGAACUUUCGAGGGCGCGACGUUGACCGUCUCUUACAGUCGAAUCUAUAUAGCUCGGAGAAUGGUGCGCGAAGAGAAAUUGGAAAGGAGCGCGGAAGUAGGGUCGCCGCCAGGAGACGUUGGCGGCGGAAGGAGGGACGCGCGUUCUUCUCGCGAGAUACGUACGAGCCGCAAGGGGCAAAAGCGGUCGAAGAGGAGAAGGGUGACGGAGGGAAGGGUGGUUGGAAAAAGAAGAAGAGAACGAAAGAGGUGAAAAGGAGAAGAAGUAGAAGAAGACGAAGAAGAAGAAGAAGAAGAAGAAGAAGAAGGGAGUGACGAAUGCGGUAAACCGUAGAACCGGAACGGCGGAGUUUGCCCAGGAGGCAAUGAAGCACGUCAAGGGGAUGAUGGACGUCUCCGCAUAAACCUGACGAGUGACUCGUGGCGCCUUCAGGAACGACUCUGAGGAGCCCCCUACAUCACUUUUAUUACGGCCGUCCUCAUUUUCAUAUCUCGUAAAACCUCCGGGGCUCUGCUCUUCUCGUCCGCGGACGUGCUUGAUAUACGUAUAAUCCACGAUCCGACUCGCGUGGCGAAAUUAUCAGUCUCCCCACUUGUUCCGCCCUUCCGGCCCGACGAUCUCGCCCACCACGGGAAACUCUUUUCUUCGAGAACGCGAAGCAAUGGAGACGAAUCGUCGGUUUCGACGACCGCGACCGCGUCUCUGCGUCUCCUGGCGUUCUAUUCUCGGCCACGUCGUUCGAAACUUUAGCCAUCGGCUAAACGCGUUCGUCCGUCUUUUCCACGCUCUUAUUCGUACGUCCUGAGCACGGCAAGGGGUUUCUCUCAGUCACCGGCAACAGGACUGUGUCGUGAGUGCCGGUACGCUGCCGGCGACAGUGAAUGACUGCGCUGCACGUGACACGAGACUGACAGGUUUAUGCGAGCGCGUGUGUGGGAACAUAAAAGGGAACACGUAGCUAGCUGCAUGCCUGCCUGGUUGCCUGGCUGCUUGCUUGCUUGCUUGCUUGCUUGCUUGCUUGCUUGCCCGCCUGCCCGCCUGCCGGUUUGCCCGUGAUGUACGUCUGUUUGUGUAAGUGACACGAAGCGAGUGAGUGACGUGUCUCUCUCCGUGGCAGGGCCUUGCCUGUCCCCUUUCCAUCGCCCUUCAUCCCCCGAUGUAUGUCCUUGUCCUUUCAAUUUCGCCCGGUUACGUCUCCAGAAUCGUCGCCGCGACUCUCCGUUACCCUCGAUUAUCCAUUUUUCGCGCGCGUUCGAUCUAUUCUCUCUCUCUCUCUCUCGUUCCCGGUUCGAGAGCGAUAAAUUAACGCGAAAAAGCAAAGGAUAGGGAGACGGACAGGGAGGGUGAGAGAGAAAGAGAGAGAGAGAGAGAGGAAACGAGAUAUUUCAAGGGUCUGAAAUUUACGCUACAGCAACCAGCGACCUUUCCUUUACUUCCAUCUAAUUCAAAACUAUAAAUCGAGGGCGUCUGUUGUAUGUAUGAUGGCGGGCUGGCGCAAACCUGCGAGCUCGUGGAACGAACGAGUGGCAGGGGAAAAGAGAGGGCGAAGAGAUUCGUGGAAAGAUGAAACGAGAACACACGCGAAAGAGAAGGUCCGAGAGGCAGAGGGGAGAGGGAAAGAGAAGGAGCUAGAGCAAGUGGGGUAGAGGGUAAAGGAGGGUGGAUGGAGGGAGACUGCAGAGCCAGAGUAACGUAACAGAUGCUGCACAAUAAACACCUCCCGUCACUUCGCUCCAUAAAUCGCGCGGCGGGCUCCUAGAAGAAACAUUCAACCUCCAUCUACUCCUCAUCCUCUUUUCGAACUCAGCCACCAUACCAACGCUUCUCGUGGAACGCGCCAGCGCGUCGUGAAGUGUCCGUCUACGGACGACGCAAGGCCGUCGCGCGUUGAUCUUUUCCAGGAUCGAGCGGUAAUCGAGUUUGCGACGCGCUCACGCGUCUACCGUUUAUCGUAGCACGAUCGUCGCGCGUACACACGCGACACGGUCCGAAGCAGUUCGGAAGGAGCCGUGAAAGCGAAUCAGAUUCGAAUCUCCUGUCGUUCGAAGAGGAUCGACACGAGGAGACGAUACUAGGCGGUGGCGGUUCGUCCGAGUCAAAUGGAAUCGCGUCCCCUGUUUCGCGCGAUUAUUCGGACUGUUGGAGAAGGUGGACGAGCAACGCGUGGUGCGAGGCAUCGUGGUCGGCGAAAGGCCAGAGUGUCCGAGGGGGCGGCAGACAUGGGAUGGGGUGGUAUGGUGGACGAGGGCACGAGAAGUGGAAGGAGGAGGUGGAUAGGAGACGGAGGUUAGGGGCAACCGUGGCCGCGCGCGGCCGUAUUGAUCUUAUCCCCCGACAUGAGAAAUGCCCGCCGGUUUAAUAAACUCCCGGGACUUAUGAAGCACGUCAGGGUGAUUCACGGCCGCCUCAUUGAGUCGUAUUUAUACAACCGCGACUGAUAGAUUUAUGGAGGACAGCGCAGCGUGGUCCCUCCUGCCCCCUGCCAUCCUGCCCCACUACCCGCUCCACUCCACCCCCUCCCCGAACCGUCUAUGUAACAGUCUGUCCAUCGGCACCGUCGUUUUCUCCGAUUGCCUCCUCCGCCACCACCCACCGUUGCCCCUGUCUCGUUCGACUUCUUCGCGGUUUCUUUGUCCAGCUGGCCGAUACCGUAUUCCGCGGGAAACACGUAAUCGCCACCUCAACGACGAUUCGCGUCUCGUACGUACGAUCGGAUACGUUGGAUUCGUUAAAUACGUUAGUCAUAGCUGUGUACGUACAUAGUCGCGCUAUAUAGUCCACUAGGAUGUCGAGAAGCAGAAGAACGCGAAGUAAGAGAGGAAGCAAGAAAGGAAGGAAGGAAGGAAGGAAGGAAGGAAGAAAGGUAGGAAGGAAAGGUUCUGGACGGGAGCAGAAGCAGAAGGAGCGGAAGGAGAUAGAGAAGGGGCGGGUGGUCGUUCGACGGGCAUGGUGGACCAUCCAUGGAUGUCAGGAGGGGUCCAUGGCGUCACACACGCACCUCGACUCGCCAUCGGCCAAGAGCAAGCAGCCUUAUAAAGUAGCCGGGCUACGAUUUAAUCCGAAAUUUAUUUCCUCCAUUAGUAAGAGCUUGUCUCGGAGCCUCGAGCGUGAGCGAGAGGCUGACGAGGACGACGAUGCCUUUCCAUCUCUCCACCGUCCUUUUCGCUUCUUACCUGUCUCUCCUCUCCUCUCCUCCUCCCCCUUGUCCCAUCUUUCUUUUUCUCCCUUCGUCGUUUCUCACUCUCGGCCUUUCCGCUCUCCCAUCUCGCGGGGCCAUCGGAAUGUUCGUUGGUGCAUCGGUGCAUCUUAAGUAUACCACUACAUUAUGACUCCUAUAUCGCCAUCUUUAUUAUAUCCGCGAUUCACCGGUGUUGGCGCGAUCGCGGUUCGACCCAAGUUUCUUCCUCUCGCGCCUUCUCUUCCCUCCUCCUUCUCCAUUUCCUCCGAUUCGCUUUGUCUUUGUUCUAUUCUCCGUCGUCGACGUGGCUUCCUCUCGCUCGCCCCGAAUAUACAAGGCCCUCGAUCGUGUCGGGUGGUCUCGCGAUUCGUACGUUCGACGGCACCGUGGCGUUGAUCGUAGAGAGCGACGCGAUUCGCUCGAUGUGGGCCGCGGUCCUUCCCAACAAAUCGCCUUUCUUCUUCUUCUUCUUCUUCUUCUUCUUCUUCUUCUUCUUCUUCUUCUCUUUCCUUCAACGUCGUCGGUAAGACGGCUAUGGUAGGUAGAGAGGUUACGCGACCAGAUCUCGAAGGGUGGGAGGUUGACGUCUCAGUCAGCGAGAAAGGCACAGAUGGUGAACCCGUGUGCGUUGAUAGCCACGUAAGAUUUCUCGUUCCAUGCCGACGCGAGCAUUCGAAAAUUUCAACGUUAGUCGGCCCUAGCCUCUAUCGGAUCGAUCAAGUUGCUUGAAUUUAAACGUCCGGCAAGGCUAUGGUUACCGUGGAUGCUUGUUCUCGCCAAAUAUCAUUCCGACCAACUCGAUUCGAAUUCUUACGAGCGUACGCAUUUUGGUCCCCGGAUGAUUCAAUCGGCAGUUCGUCGAAACGCGCAUCCGCCUUAAACUGGAUCUAACAAGAAGAAAGUGUGGAGACCGAGAAGCGUAUUUCGAGCGAACUAAAUGACGGAUUCAUAACGGUACCGGUGGUCUCGGUUUUCGUCAAUUCCAGUCGCUUGACUUGGCGUUACUCGAGUAAUCCGAACGAGCUUUUUGGAUCUCGAGAAUGGGCCGCUAUAAAUGCAAAAGAAAAAUGUACGGGCAACAAGUGGGUGGUGAUCGGAGGACCUUAUUUCGCGCAAAGUCUGUGGAACGAUGCGCGCGUGGUAAUAGAACUUUGUCGACGCGAAUGCGUCCCGUACGAAAGUAAUAUGCGCCACUAACGUGGCAUCGAGCGUCCAAAAGCGUCCAGAAAGAUCUUCGGAUAAGAUUCGGAAUCGCGUUAUUUUUCGUUGCAGACGGUGGAACGAAAACUGUAACGAUGAUCGAGAUUCUAAUCGAGAUCCCUUCGUCGCCAGGCUGCAUUCUCUCGCUCGUGAAAAUCGUAUACCGCGCGCCAGCGGCGAAUGCCAUUUCCACUCUCGAACGAUUGCGAAGGACUCUUAUAGUUGCUUCUCGAGCCAACAGAUGGCGCGGACGGUGUCAAGGUGACCGGUCGAGAGCUAUGAAAAACGAAAUUCAAACGAAUUUUUACGGAGAAACGACAGACUCGGGUACCUCCAACGAUUCGAAGCAACGGAAUAUCGAAGUAGCGUGUUGGCUGAUUUACCUCGUUGUCUGACCAACGAUACGAUUCUUUAUCCAGAUGGAUUUAGAUUUCUUCGUAAGAUAUAACUUUCGAGCUGGGAAUUUAAGUAUAUCGUAAUUCGUCGUCGUUAAGCAGCCCAAGAACGAAACGAACUAAUAACAACGUAUAAUACGAAUUGCUCUUAGUCGACAUGUAAAACUUGCAUUAUCGGAAGAUCAAGAACAAAUUUGAUAUCGAUAUAAGAUAAAAAGAAGAUAAUUUAGAAUUCAUAUAACAAACCACGUAAAAAUUGUAACGAAAUGAAAAAUUUCAAUCGCUCGUAACGAUUACGCAAAAUAAAGAUCGUACGUACCCCGAUCUAACGCAAUUACUUGUAACUUCUAAAAAUCGCGUUUCAUAAGGAAAGUUGGAUGAAGUUUGGAUGAAAUUUCUUCCAAAUUUCGCAACAUUUGCUGGUCUGAAAGACUGCGAACCUUAGACGUCCUCGACCAGCGUCCCCCGAGACAAAGAUUUCUCUUCAGUUGGAAUUUUCACGUCUCGUCCAUCGCGUUUGAUCGCCUAUCCCUGUGUCUGACCGCUCUGCAUAUCCCGGUAAACGAGCGGAGCGGUGUGCAGGAAAUCUAGCUCCCGUGUGUUACACUUACGGCACCCUGUGGACUCUGUUCCCCGUGCCCGCGACUAUGGACUACCGUUCGGGAAUCUACGCGUCUACGCGAGUCUGCGAAUACGCUCGUACGCGAUCUAUGGUCGCGCGUAUAGCUACGUACGCAGCUACGUAUACUAAGCGUUGGAAUAGUGUGCGCGCGAUGGUCACUUGCCAUAAAUCAGAUUCCCGUGAGAUAGCAGGCUAGCUGCUUCACUCCGUUGAGUUUUAUCGGGCGUACCGGCGCCGCGUGCUAAUUAAACUGACGUGAAAUAAUCGCGGCUGUUUCACGAUUGAUCGUUGAUCGAGGUCGUCCAAGUACCGACGAACAUGCUCCUUCUCCCAUACGUCGUUGGGAAACAAAACGUGCUUGAUCGCUUGUUCGCGUUUCCUUCUUUCUCUUACUCCUUUCACCUCGUUCGACGCGAUGCUGGGACGAGUCUAUGAUUUUGGAACAGUACAGACUCGUCUGUCCGCGUUUCCUAAAUAAGAACGAACGAACUCGUAGCCGAGUCUCCGUCGAGGCUAUAGUUACGGCGAACUUGUAUCUCGACGAAGAGUUGCCGCAACAGAGAGACAGCAUCAAUUUCUAGCAACUGGUUGGUAAACCGACAAACAUUAGCUCAAAAUCGGUAAAAUCAAAUGGCUUUUGGAAAGAAAUUCGUAGCGACAUAAUAUUCGUAGGAAGGAACUUUUACUUUUUUUUCGAUAUGAAAUCAUUUCUCUCGCGAUUUACAAUUUAAAUAACGCAACUUUACGUUCCUUCUUAUUACAAUGGCUGUGUCAGCUGUCGUUCUCGUAUUCGGACAAAUUUUAAUUAAAUGUUUAAGUACCUUUGUGCGCCACUGUAUAUAAUGGCAAGCGGACGUAAUUGCGGAGUGAACAAGAUGGAUGUGUAAUUCGUGGGACGCGAACCGCGGCGCACGAUUCGUGCUUGGGACGCAUUCCUCGGUCGUACGUCCACCCACGAGACCGACUCGCGUUUUACGUUUAGCGCGAGCUGUUGGUUAAGUAGCGUGGACCGAGGUCGCGGGGUUUGGACGUUCGCCGCGUCGUCGAUUGCUCGGAGACGCGCUUUUGCAAAAAGUCGCGAACGAAAAGAAUAAAAAGAGUUGCGCGUUUGUCGCGAAAGCAAACGCCGACUAGUUUUUUCCCAUCGUGUUGCAAAAUAGUUUACGCGCCAGUCGUCGGCCAGAAAGACUAAACAGGUUUUCGAGGACGCCGGUAGCAAUAAAGACCGAUACCAAAGUAGCGUCUAACUUUGUCGAGAUAUAUCCGAGGCGGACGCGGGUUAUCUGCUCGCGAUGGGCGAAUCUCGUAUCUAAACUGCGCACAAACAUCCCUCGACUUUAAAAUAUGAAGUGUCCUCGCGAUCUUUAGCUCGCGAUCAAGGACGUCCCGUGUCUCCUCGCGGUUCAUCGUACGCCGCGCUCGAACACGGCCUCUUAUCGAAUUCGACGCCACCGGCAGCAUCGCAGUUUACGCGAAUCUGUUUACCAGCGACCUAUUAGCUUGCGUUUAUAGCGGAUGCGUUUUUUGGCGAAAAAUCCACUACGUUAAAGUACGAGUCACUUAAGCUUCAAUAUCUCAAAAUUUAAUCUCCUACUUUGCAUAAAACGGUUAAACUUGUUGUUCAUUACGAGACCAUUGGUCCUUAAUACGAUAUCGAAUGGUGUGGCGAGGAACAAUACCAAAAUCGAGAAAGUCACGAGACCAAACCUACGGUAGAGUUACACGAGUCAUCGCGGGGGGAUAUCGAUACGAGAACCGAUAAAAUAACUUGCACGAGUAUAGUAAUACGCGCGCAUUAUCGACGAUCAAGACCGGAGGAAAUUACCAUCGAAGAAAUUUCUUCGCUUUUGACGAAUAGAAGCGAAAUGUUCUCGCGAAAGCCCGCCAACCUAGAUACACGAAGUAUUUCACCGCACUUUAGAACGCUAUCGUAACUCGUGAUAUAACGCGCUUCAUCGCCCGUAGUCCUAUCUCGUCACGAUGGAACAAAGUCGCACGCGUCAGCCAACGUUGUAAGUACGAGUUGCCCGAAGUUCGGAUCAGCCAGUCAAGUCUAAGUUUUACGCCAGCGAAAGAUCGAAGACGCGAGUUGCGCGUCGGACGUACGAAUCGCAUCGCUUCGCACCACGGAAGACUACAGGCGAGGAAAGAUGCUGCGCGGUAAUUAAUGGCGCAGCGAGUCCGUCGCAAAUCAUGUGGCCCGUCCUAUAAUUCACGGAGCUGACGCACGUUUAAAUAGAGCCCGAUAGAAGAGCCGGAGAGACCGUUCGUUCUCGUCUCGCCUUUAGCCUCUCUCUCUCUCUCUCUCUCUCUCUUUCUCUCUCUCUCUCUCUCUAUCUCUCUAUCUAUCUAUCUAUCUCUCUUCCCUCUCGGCGAAAAAUCAACGUUUUCGGCUAAGAAAUUUGUCUACCGAACUCGAUGGACGUUGGAACAGGCGUGAAUGUACGGAAUUACGAUGAUCGUCUUAGCGGGGGCAGAUUGCGAUCUACAGAUAGGCCGUCGAAGCGUUCGAGCGAUUUCCGGGGAGACGAGCAGUGGUCUACGAAGAGGGAGCUUGGCCGGACGCGAAAUCCGGAGCCACGAUCCUGGCGAGCAUCGUACACGACGAACCAUGGCAUCCUCAUCCUCCGCUAUCGAAAAGCUAGUAUUUAUAGCUCCAUUAAGGCCGGGACUAAAUCAUCGGUGCAGCCACAACUUUGUUGUAUCCAGCCCGGUACUGCCCAUCCAAUACCUUCCCAGCCGUGCGGACCUCUUGUCUAAUAUUUCGUUGCUAUGGCGUGGUCUACUAUGCGCACGCCUGUAUAUUUCAAGUACCGAUAUCGGGAGGUUGGAGGAUGAAAAUUUUACCGGCGAAAGCAGAAACGGCUGAACAGAGAGGCGAAAAGACGGGGAGAAGAAGGAGGAACUGGGCUGCUGUCGCGUCGCUUUCGCUCGAAACGAAUCCCCUUUCUCGUUCCAGCGCCCGCACGGUAAACGUUCCGUCCACCUUUGUCGUACCUUGAAAUCGCCUUCGAGAAAUAGAAGGGCCGAUUCCUUCCAUACCGUUGCAUACGCUGGCUCACCAGAGCAUUCGAACGCUGUUAGAAACCUUUUACGAAUAUAUUAUAUGCGUUACAGGGAGGAACGUUUCGCGAUUUCAUUAGCAGCGUAAUGUAACGCUACGGCAGCGAUUGUAUGGAUAAGGUUUGAAAGAAAUGUAAAAAUACGCGUAGAAGCUAAGUGCGAGGUAGUAUUAGCUCGCGACGUUCAUUUUUCGCGUUAUCUAGACGCUUUCAGCUUUCCUUUCGUUUUCAGUUUCUUCUUUUUAAAUAUCAAUGGACCAUUGAUCUCGAAAUCUUGGAGAUUUUAAACGCUACUACGUCGAUAAAGCUUCUGUUUCGUUCGAUAGAUCGUCAACUUUUGCCCAUGUCUGUUUAAGAUGGUCGUAAAGAACGUGACCGAUCUUGAAGAUCGAAAUUCUUUCUCGAAACCUGUCGACCUAUUUGUCGAACGAUAAAACAUCUACCCCCUGACCUGUCAACAACAAGGACGAAUAUUAUUUAUAACAAUUGUCAUUAUAUCCCUCUCGUGAAACUUGUACAACACGAGCCGCGGGAAAUUGCAUGGUCUCUGCGAAGAAUAUGCUUGAAACGGAUAUCUCGUGAUACUUCUAUAUACAUUUUCAGAUUGGCUCGUGUCUCAUUACAGUCUUAAUGAAAUAUCCAAACGCUACACAUACUGGGCUUGGACGAAAUAAUGCAAACACCUCUUAUACGUCAUAUACGUAUAUACACCCCCGUAUGUAUGUAUUCGCACACCGACGCAUUCGCGGAUUUCGCAUAAACAUCUUGCGAAUUUAGCUUCUUUCACGAGCUUAAUAUGUCGCUCUACAAUUUUAACGUUGCUCUUGGACGAUAUAAGUAAUAUCUAUUAACGAAUGAAAUUGGACAAAUAUUAAGAUACUGUUCAUACUGAUCGAGUUAUUAUUGUUAUUAAGUUAUGGCCAAGCCUGCUUUCAUGUUUGUCAAUCUUCAGUGCUUGAUAUCCGCUCGAAGCUCUAGACCACACCAGAUUCUACAAGAAACGAACGUAUUAAAUAAAUUGCGCCGUAGAAAAAGACAAACAGGCGGUAAAAUCAUCUGAAACGUUUUGCUUAUCGUCUUGAUAUCGUCUUCAUUUCACCUCUACACGUACGUUCUGGUUUGCCUAUCUUUGUAUUACGUGUUAACGAAAUAUUAGCAAACAGGACAAUACGCAAAUCCAUAAACGAAACUGAAGCGGGAUAUUCGUGAGAUAUCCGCAACUACGUAAGUGUCCGGAUACCCAUGGAAAGCGGUGUAUGUAUGGAUGUAUGUAUGUAUGUAUAAUAUGCACGUGAUACAUACAAAGGUGUUCCCAUUAUCUCGUACAAGUCCAUUACGUUUGAAAAUUUUAUAUCAAAGUACUUUCGUGAAACACUACGUUCAAUUACGUGAAUUCCACCUACGAAUACGAAUACUUUGCGUCGCGUGGAGAACUGUUGGUAGCGGAUGGGUCGAAGAUGGUUGAAAUUCAGCCGAUUCCUGGCGGAACAGCGACCGGGAAACCGGCGUUUCAUAUCGAUUCGCGAACGCGGCGAAUCGUCGGGAAUCGCAAAUUCGCGGCUCGAUCGCGUUCCUGCGACAACCGCACGAAUUCGAUCGUGUUCGCUGCACUUGCUACGCUUCGAUCCGGUCCGAUCCGAUCGUGACGCACAGGUAAAUCUGUCUCGAUGACACGCCGAUGCGAUGGCGGCGGGAUAUCGCGGCCCAUCGGCUCGUUUAGUAUCGUGGAGGGCGUCGAACGUCGAAUGUCGAGCAUAGAGGAUGAGAAGGAGGAGGUGGGAGGCAUCGCGUCAACGGCAUACAUUACGAGUCACAUUUACUCGAAGCUGUACACAGCAAACUCCUCGGCAACGAACAGGCAGCGGAAUAUCCACUGGUAUGAGCACCCUCUGCCGUUGACGAUACGUUUCACGCUGGACCGAUGAAAGUUUAUUCUGCCUUUUUUGACAAUCUGUUGAAAAACGCCACGUGCAACGUUUGGUCGUAUUCGUCGAUUCGAGGAAAAUUUAUUUUAAUUUGAUUUUAUUUCAUUUAUUCGUUCGUACGGCUAAAGAUCCAUUUUUUCUUUUCUUUUUUACAAGAAUAUGAUAUACGAUGGGAGCAAAAGAAACAAGUGUCGGGGUGAGAUGCUAGGGGAAACGCGUGUACAAAUAGGCUGAACUUGAAACUAUCGUAGCGCACGUCGCUCGAGUUACCUAAGACUACGUAGACCUUCUUCCUGAGAUCUCUUGUUUCUCUCUUUCUCUCCCGUUAAGGUGGGGAGAAAGUUAAUACUAUUGCAUAAAGUGUGGCCUAACUCGCGUAUACGGGCUGUAAUAUUUGUGUGGCCAAAUGUGCAGGAGAAGGACAGAGAGUGGUAUAAGAAGACCUAGAGAAAUAGGAUGCUGUAUGGAAGUUGAUAACGUUAAGAAGCUGUGGACAGUCGACAAAUCCAUUUAAGAAUUUAAGUAGAAAAAUAGCCUCGUCAGCCAAUCGCCUGGUAGCAAGUGGAUAAUAUUUUGCCGCGAUAGGAGUGUAGUCGUGGUCACGAACAUUCAUCGGACAGCCGGAUUUAUAAGCAGGGAACCUUAGAAAAAAGUGCUGGAUCCACUCUGGCUGGUUUCUUUGUCUGGUCGUACUGGGGUUGCCAGAUGACUGAAGUAUAGUCGCUGUGAAGGAACACAAGGCGGGAGGGAGAAAAUGGUGAAACGAUCCUCUCUCUCAAUUCUUAGUCGUCUUCGCGCAAACGGUAAUGAAAUUUUCACUGCAAUUUCUGAAAAAUCGUAUAACGCUAUUAAGAAAAACACUUACCUGUUCGCAAGUAUCGUUCACAACCUAAUUUGACCCGUGCUUUUGACAGCUAUUCUACUAUGUAUCAGUACAGUAAAAAAAGCUCAAAAUUAAAUUAAUCCAAACAAAAUCUUCGUCAAAAAUUUGAAAAAAAAAAAAAAAAUAAAUAUGCAACAAUUACUUUGAUUGCGAAUGGACAAUCUCUCACGCUUUAGUAUUUUAUUCCGUAUAUGAAAUAAGAUUUCGUGGUAUGGACACUUGAGACGCUUCUACGCCUAUGCGAUCGAAGAGGAGUCGGUCGAUCGGUCGAUCGGUCGAUCGGUCUAUCGGUCGAUCCUCGUUGCGGUUCGUAGCGGCGUUGUACCACGGUCUGGUCGGCCGCUAUCCAAGAGCGGCCCUUGUAACAUAAAAUGCUGAUUUUAUUUAAACGCCAGCUCCCCUUUCCUCUUCGUUCUCGUCCAGUUUCGUAGCCACCGGUGUAUUUAUCGCGGGGCAUUCCGGCCGGACGUAAGUAUGUCGGUCCCUGGUACGCCCGUUAAUAAUGUCCUUAAUCCUCGAGCUCGGGCUCGAGCCCGAACUCUGCGGCGAUCCUCCCACCCUUUGCCCGAGCUUUUUUGCAUAUAUCGCGACCGAACGUACACCGAGAACCGACCGAAUUCUCGUUUUUCGAGAAGCUUUUUCGACGAUACGCGACCUCUACUUUACGACCGUUUCGAUCGUCCCGACGUCGCGACCCCCGUCGCCCCUCCGCGCCGCGAAACUCCCGCAGCCACCAACAAACAGUCGUGCAGAUCGCCACGCGUCCAGAUUACCAUCGGCCGCGAUGAUAUACAUACGUUGACGCACAAACGGGAAAAACAUCCGUUCGAAUUAUCGAAUAUACGCGAUAUAUGACGGGGUGAAAAAAGGUAUGGCGUCUGUCGCGCUUCGAUCGGUGGAAACACGCUCGAAUUUCGGCGCCCUGUGAGCGAGCGGGCGACGCUUAAUGCACGAGCGAGUUUUGUCCAAGAGCUCGUCGUUCGGAAGCUAUUAGAUACGUUUGUGCGUGCUUAUCCAAAUAUCGGUUAAAACUGUUUUACGCGUCGCUUUUAAAACUCCAACUGCGGAAAGUGAGAAAUCGAUCCUUGCAGAUACUUUGUCACGCUGUUGUGCAUUCACACGUAGCUGCGGAAUUGUCACGCAUCUAAGAACGAGCUAUUGCAACGCUACGUAUGCUCCAUCCUCGAUAGCGUUGCGUAUACGUCUCAACGACGUAUCCAAAGGCAAAUCGUUCGUUUACGUGGAGAGAAUUUACGGAGAAUCAUCGGCCGACAGAUGGAAGGCGACUAUCUCGGAAAGAGAUAUGUUCGGUGAGAAUUCCAGUGGACAGAGGUUGAACGGGAUGGAGGAAAGUGGAUAGAGAGGAAUACGCAACGAAGAUCGUAUACAAAUUAAUUAAAAGACUGUGCAAAACGAACCGGCUCGUCUAAUUACCAAGGUGGGCGAGUAGCCUCGUUUGGUGCAACUACGAAAGUUGGGGAGAGCAAGAUAGGGGGUUGAGGGCGGUGAUGGUGUUGGCUUCCGCGGAACUGAGAAACGCUCGAGUCUCGGGUAACGGUAAGAAGGAGGUUGCGGAGAAGAGAAUUUCAGGCCACAUCGAGACAACCGGGGCUAAACAGCCAUCUAAAUGCAUCCGAGGUGGCGCUCGCUGCCAUUACGGCUGAUGGACGCUUAUUGACGCGCGCCCUGCCAGCAACCGAGUUGGAGCCUCCAGGCAAGCCCUCCUGGAUCCCUCGAUGUAGAAUAUCUCUCUCUUUCUCCGUUCUACGUUUCCUCUCUUUGUUCUUACCGUUGGCCACUGCUUUACCUUCGUACCGGUACAAACCCUGUUUUACACCCCUGCCCCGAGCGCGAAAACACGUCACGGAGGGGACCAUCUUCGUCCCUCCCGGGUAAUGUCGGAAAAACGUCGCGUGGCUUUAAAACGUAUCCAGUGUUGCACUCUGCAACCUUGUCACGAAUUCGCCCGCUAUCGACGAACCGUUUCCACGACGAAUUCUGACGCGUACUGGGGGCGAGCGUGUCGCUGGAAGCCAGAAAGCUGCGCCGCGGCCACUUCUCACGAAUCCUUGUACUUUCGUCGCCGCGACGGGAUUAUCGCGUUAUUUAUGCGGUAAUAAUAACGAGUUAGUAUAGCGCGCGGGAUGUGCUUUAUGUUCUUGCGAGCCAUUAGGGUUAAUAUAGCGUCGGGAUCUUUCUCCGCGGUCUCCACGGCUACCGUCCCCCGCGGUUCCUCCAUAUCCUUCCUUCGUUUCCACGCGAAUUCCGGCUUACGAAUCGCUCGAGACACGAGUUGCUUCGUAUUUCCCGUCGAUGCCCCUUAAAUUCGAUGUAAGACCUGCGUGCGGACGAACAACGGCGCGACGCGAUGACGUUGCGAUUUUUCAGCAUCGUCGUACGAUUCGGCGGCAUGACGUUUGCUUACGACGUACGACGCGACGCGCUCUACCCUGCUUCUAGCGCUUCGAUAUCAGAGACGACGAAGGGGAGAAAAGGCGUGGGUCGUGAAACGGUAAUAAUAGCGCGUCGUUCAUCUGCACCGAAUCUAAAGCGUGAAGCGAUACGUUAAAGGACUUGAAACGGUGACCGACUAAAACACCAUUGAGCACGGCAGAACGGUUAAGGGCCCUAUGGCUAUCUAUGGAUCGAGGAGGCAAGAUGCGCCGCCCCGGGCGUAAAGAACUCGACGAGGAACCUGCUGAGUCCGGCGAGAGAAAGAUCGGCUCGGUUGGUCAUCGGAAAAGACACGGAGAACCGGCGGCGUCGGUUGAUUGGCUCGCAUCGAUCCGCCGUGCUGGGAGCAAUAGAUCAACGGAGACACUGACGCCAUACUGGUCUCGGCUCCUCUCCUUUUGUCUCUAUCUCGCUCUUUCCCAUUCUUGCCUCGUUCGCUUCCCCUGCUUUUGUCUCUGUCUGGAUCGGUGGCGCGCGCUCGCGAGCAAAAACGACAGAGGGACUGGGACGUCCGAGACACCGAGCCGAACUGAGGACGGGGAGGUGCGUGAAAGCGGCACGAAGGAAGGAGGAGGCGGUCGUGGAAAAACGAGGCGAGGGAUAGACGAGAGAGCGUACGGUACGUAGGUGUUGCGACGUCGCAUCGGGAUCGAACGCGAGGCAGAACGCGAAGGGAGACGCGAAGAAAACGAACGAAGCAGAAAGAAAAAGGGGCAGACGAAGAGGGGAGGGGCCGCGAGCGAAAGAAAGCAAAUGGCCGGGGAGAGACUGGGAUCAGCAGCGAAGGGGAAACGGGCGAAGAGAGAAGGCAGAGCCAGAGAGCGAGCUCGCGGCCUUCGCGGCGAGCUGUUGUUCGAUUCGGGCCGCACGGUUGCGGAGAAUACGAACGGCCGAAUUAUGAAAAUGGUCCUGUGUGACGCGGCAACCACCCUUGCUCGGAGAGAUAGCUUCCAGCAAUAAACAUACCACCCUCGCCAACCCCGUGACUCGCCUUCGAUCCUCCGACGACUCGAGUCGCUUACGAACUACACCGGGAACAGGGGGAUGAGAGAGACGCGAGUUUCACCGAUUCCCUUGCUCGAUAAACUCGAUGGAAACUCGCAACACGGACCAACCGUUUCUUCGUUUUCUCGUUUCUCGAAUCUUCAACUAUCACGAAGAAAAACUCGUAUAGCGUCCGCUCGCAAAACACGAGACCGGUCAUCGACGGUUUCGGGUUGCGGGAACGCAACGACCUAUUGCCCUAAAAGCUGCUCGAUACGGGGCACGAUUUAUCCCGGUAUUCAGCUCGUAAAUUUCCAUUUGGACCACUGUUCUUGGCGAAUCGCCGCCGAGGGUCGAGAGCGCGGAUUCGACGAAUUCUAUCUCGCCAGUGUGCACCCGAACGUACGAACGAAAACCCUCGUGUCUCUACGAAAAGUUCCAACGGCCACACCCGUUGAUUCUCGUGUGCCGAGGUCUUCCAGCGUUUUCCAGAUCGAUCGGUGUCGAAGCGGCAAAGAGCAGAGAGUAUUCGCGGUAACGAGACCAGAUCGCGAUAUCGAUGGACGCGCACGGUAUAAAAGAAACACCGAUCGUGAUUUUUCCUACCUUUCGCACCCUUGCUUUUCCUCUCCUCUUCUCUCUCUCUCUUUCUCUCUCUCUCUCUCUCUCCCGCUCCCUAUUUCUCUCUCUUUCUUCCAGCCGCUCUCUCGUCGUAAAUCUUUUCCAGUUGACCUUGAUGGACAGGCUUCAUACGCUAAUUGCCAAUUUUUUUGUCUUUUUUAUUUUCGGACGACGAGCCGGCUCUGGCCAGUGGUUCAACAGGUGUCGUGGCGGUGGGUCACGGGAAACUUUUAUUUGAGCGCACGAGCGAGCGAGGGAACCCGUGAGAGAAAUAGGGUGAGGGAGCGAGAAAGCGAGAGGAAGGGGUGGAGAAGGAGGGCGAAAGAGGAACUAGAAAGGAGGGUGAGAGGGGGCAGGGGGGGUGUACGCCGAGUUGAGCGAGCGAACGAGCGAGCGGGAGUCUAUUAGUUCACCCCGGAAAAACGCGACCCCACCGGAUCCCUCUCUCUACGUUGACUCGACCCCGUUGUUUGGUAUCGCUGAUUUUUUUUUCUUUCUUUCCCCUCUUUUUUUCCAUUGAAACGCGUCGACCACCGUAAUCGCUCUGUCGAAGCAAUCCCUCACUCGGUCCGAUCUCACGACAGAAGGUCCGAUAAUCCUGCGCGUUGUCCGCGCGGACGAGUUUUUCCAACUUUUCCAUCGCACACCGUACCGUUACGAGCGCGCGCACGUCGUUAAUAUUUUCCCUCUUUUAUCGAAUCCAUCCGCGACGUAUGCGCGAUUGAUCUUGUUACCGCGGAUCAACCGUGUCUCUUUAUCCGGUUUUCUCGCGCUCACACCGUUUCUUUCUCUUUCGCUUCGUCCUCUUUCCCACCCCCUGUUUUCCCUCCCGUUCUUCGUCUCGCGUCGCGGGCUUGAAAAUAAUUUGCAACAAUACCAAACUGGCGAACCCGGACAGAAGAGACGAAGGAGUCGAUCGUGACCGUAGAACGGCUCAUUGUCAUCGAGGACAUUGGAGAUGGUCCGUGCACGAUCAUUCUCAACGAUCAUUCUCGACGAUCGAUCCGUUUGUCGCGGCGGCAACGCUCCAGCCUCGACCGACUAUUCGAAAGGAGUAUCCGUUUUCUUUUAUUUCUACUGCUUCCUUCCAAUCACUCCUUUUCUUUUCUCUUUUUCUUUUUGUCCUUUCUUUGACAAUCUUCCGACCUCGUCCGAUCCCAUCUCGUCUCGUCUCAUCUUGUCUCGUCUCGUCUUGUCUCGGCGUUCGUACCUAUUAUAAAUCUUUCUCCACGAAAGUCAUCGAGUCACGGUUACUGCUUGCGCAUAUAAACGUGAUAACGCGUAAAGUCGUUGAUGGUCGAGUGGUAGUAGAAACGGCCGUACUCUGACCAAAUAAAGGAGCUCCCAAUAAAAGUAAUCCUUGUCCCUGCUGAUAUAUAGAUAGUUUCUAAAUAAUUUAGUAGUCUGUAUAGUUCCACUACCAUUUAACGUAUUCUGCUCUUUUUGCGCACAAUUUAUUCUAAAAAGAAGAAAUAUCCGAAGAGAUAGAAGCUCGAAGAAGAAACAGCGAGGAGAACAGCCGUGUUCGUCGACUGUCGUGUUGUAUUGGAUUCCAUUUGCAAUCCUUAUCGUCAAAGUAAUACAAUACUCAAUGGAAAAAAUCCAGCAUAAAUUUUUACGCUUCGUUUCUCAUAAAAGACACGAGCCAACCCCGAAAACUUGCCAUAAUUAGGACACAAUUUUAAGUUCGCUCUAGUUUCAAGUUUAAGUUUCCUACCCUUCAACCACCUGAACUUACAUCUCACUUAUCGUCUAUUUUUUAAUAAUCUACACUAUCGGUUUAGUUCAGCUUGAUGCCUCGCUUCAUCUGUAGUAUGUUACUUACGUAUUUCUAGUCUUGAGAAAUUAUCGUUUCAGUCUGUGUAAAUUUCUGUAACGUUAUACGUUACGUGUAAGCUUUGUGCGUAAUAUAUCUACUUCAACUGAUCAUUUUCAGAUUCACAUCUUUCUACACCGAUGCAAGCUUUUCCCCGUUUAUAAUAAUUAACAGUAGUAGUAAUAACAAUAGUAAUAAUAAUAAUAAUAGUAACAAACAAAUAUUCCUGUAAGCGUGACAAUAGCUACGAAUUCCUGCUCGUCUGAAACCAAACAUCACCGGCGAUGUUUCGACGUUUUCGAAGACGGUCACAGGAAGAAACGGAUCGAAACGCGCGCCACAGCACACCAGAGAGAAUGGCAAUGAGGUCGCAUAGCUGGCACGCCGAAUGUAACGAGCCCCGGCGCUCUUAUCUCUUUGCUAUUAUCUCCGCUCGGCUCGUUUCCAUCGGCCUGUUAUGGCCGCGUUACCCUAGCCAGCCUAUACAAAAGUAUUAUGCGAUAUUCGAGGUAUCUGCCUAGCUAUCGCCGCGGGAAGAACAGCGCGAGAAUCUGACAGAGACACCAUCGCGUAACAAUGCAAGCUCGAAUACGUUCCGUCAUCUUGAAACACCCCGCGAAAAUCCGGCACGCUUCGCGGGUCACCAUCCACCCGUCGUCCCCUCGAAUCGCGUAUUCCUCAUCUUUUCCAUUUUUUAAAGUUCUCUCCUCCAUCCUCGAAUCUCCUCUGAUCGUGUAUUUACAUUGACAGCACUAUGGUCACGGUCUUUUACGAGGAUAUAAAUUCUACUCGUAAAAAGGAAAGAAGGAAGAUCGUUCGACGUUGAUAUCCUGUUGAUGUUGAUGUUGAAUAAUUAUCGUAGCUUAUUUUUUUUUUAUUCCCGGAAUUUAUCUUCUUCGUGGCGUUUCCGUUUGUAUUUUCUUGCCGUUAUAUAAAAUACGUUCUCGUUACUUUGUUAUUGCAUCAAAGACAUCUGAAAGGUGUCUCGUGACAUACGACAAGUGCGUCGUCUCUUUUCUACGAAGUUCGAGGCAGAAUUUGGAGAUGUUGAUGCUCGGUUGACCAGAAUAAAAUCCUAUCUUACCUCGACGCAAUGUGCACAUUAAUCCACCUUGACGAACGUUCCAAUUGAAAUUCGUAAAACGUAUUCUAAUAGACAAGUUUCGAGGCAAUCCAAUUAAUUAAUCGAAGAAUUUUGAAGGAGCGCGUUGUAUCGCGCGAUCGCUACCGGUGCACCGGGGUCUCCGCGGGCUGAAAACGGCAACCGAUCGCGUACAACAUCAGCGGAAACCUAUACACGACCGUGAGAUUUAAAAAAUGAUUCUGCCGGACGAUAUUCCGGCCGCGAUCGACGCGCAAACAUAAUAUAUACACAAAUUACAAUUCCGCGCUUAAAUCCCGUUUAGUCUAUCUUUAUGCGUCUAUGUCGAAUCAAUAUUACGAAUACAUAUUUACGAGCAAAUUCACCUCGAAACCACCAAUAAGCCGCGGCCUCGUAUACAUUUCCCAGUGCAAUCGUUGCCGAUGCAUUCGAGGUUUUGAUUUUCGUUCUUUGUUCAUUUAUUUGUUUUUCCCUUUUUACCGAAAAAUCUGUCGAUUUACGAGGGGCACCGUUUCCAUCGCAUCGACAUUACCGCGCGUAUCUGGUUACGCGCUUUCAUUCGUUUAUUUAUCGCACGGAAAUUUCGCUGAUUAGUAUCGUGCGGACUGCACUAAUGCGUUGUCUCGUAAUUCAUCGAUUUUAACGGGGCUGACCACGCCGGUCCAUUGAAUCCGCUUGGUCGCUCGGUCGCUCGCUGACAUUUGCGUAUCGUGACGAACUUUCAAAAAAUUGCGGAUAAUCUCGCUACGUUUUCCCACUUUCCACCGUUUUCCAACUAGCAGCUCGUCCUUCUCCGUUAAAACGUUUCGUUUGCUAUUGCGAAACCGAAGAAAAUUAAAGUUCCAUCAUUUCCUUUUUCGUAUCGUUUUCAUUUCAUUUAAAUCAAUUUAAUACAUUCGGUCGUUGUUUCGCAACAACUUGCGCGGUAUCAUUUUACUCGAAAAGUGAUAGAACGAAAUCUUUAAAUAUCUUUUCCUAUAUCUUUUUGAGAUUCGUGAUUUCUCUGGUGCAUGCGUGCGCGCGCUUAUCCUUCGACGCGGUGCCAUUCUACGGAGUCGCUCGCAAA
Bombus huntii is the source of this 29840-nucleotide messenger RNA. RefSeq lists its product as uncharacterized. The transcript has 6 exons. Lineage: Eukaryota; Metazoa; Arthropoda; Insecta; Hymenoptera; Apidae. The coding region runs from base 25296 to 26264 and encodes 322 amino acids. The record is from RefSeq and is a predicted model, not a curated record.